Molecule: messenger RNA, 575 nt
Organism: Bradysia coprophila
Lineage: Eukaryota; Metazoa; Arthropoda; Insecta; Diptera; Sciaridae
Source: RefSeq, a predicted model, not a curated record
UGCUUAUCAACAAAACAAAAUGGACAAAUCGAAAUCAAAGAAAAAUCGACGAAAUCAAUCGAAAAAACCACCACCGAUAUACAAGGACGACCCAUUUGUAUUUGAAGUGGAUCAAAUUUUGAAGAAGCGAAAAAACGGACACAAGACGGAAUAUUUGAUAAAAUGGUUGGGAUAUCCUGCUUCCGAAAACGCAUGGAUUGAUGAGUCAGACGUAACAGAGGAUUUGAUAAAAGAAUUCAAUUUACAAGAAGAAAAAGUAUCAAAUCACCUGGAAGAGUCCUUAGCCACAGAUGAGUUGUGGGUGGCUAUAAAUCCAGAAUCUGUGUCUGUUCGUGAGGAGUACGAUACCAAUGAUUUCUAUUUGGAGGACGAUUUUAAUAAUCUGGGGUGCAAUGUUCUGUUACAAUCUUUAACAGAAGAUUUUCAAUUGUUUUCCAUUGGCACCAAAGCAAAUGGUUCUAAAGUCAAUGCACCGAGUCAAGACCAAUCGAUUGAAUCAAGUCCCAUUACUACCUAGAGUGUAGGUGCGUUAGGUAUAGUCACAUUUACAAUCACUGGACACAUUAAAGAGUGUU